AUGAGUUCGACCAAUUCACAAGUGUGUUGCAGUCCUAGAUCAUCCAAACAAAAAGGAUUACCACAACAAUGUGAAUGUGGACGCCAGAUUAUAAAAUUGAUAUCGAAAACUUCCAAAAACCCAGGAAGAUUAUUCUUCUGUUGCGAAUCACAAGAGGGAAAUUAUUCACACGUAUGGAAAUGGGUCGAUGAAGCCAUUAUCGAAGAACUGCAAUCAUUGAAAGAGGAGAUCAAAGUUCGAAAUGAGAAGAUCGAAGUUCGGAAUGAGAAGAUCGAAGUUCAAAAUGAGAAGAUCGAAUUUCGAAAUGACAAGAUAGAAGUUCAAAAUGAGAAAAUGAAAGUUCGAAUUGACAUGAUCGAAGCUAGACUUAAGAGGAUUGAAGCUGAGGUUCAAGAAUUCAAAGCAAUUUGCCAAAAAAUGCUCAUAGGAAUGGUGGUUUUUAUUUCGGUUGGGUUGUACUAUUAUGGGUUAUUAAAAGAGUGAAGAUGGUUUAUGUGUUUGGAUUUGUCAUGAAGACUAAUGUUUG
Tarenaya hassleriana is the source of this 526-nucleotide messenger RNA. RefSeq lists its product as uncharacterized. Bases 1 to 483 code for a protein of 160 amino acids. The transcript has 2 exons. Gene Ontology annotation, molecular function: zinc ion binding. The record is from RefSeq and is a predicted model, not a curated record. NCBI's taxonomy places the organism in Eukaryota, Viridiplantae, Streptophyta, Magnoliopsida, Brassicales, Cleomaceae.